Molecule: messenger RNA, 7767 nt
Organism: Anopheles darlingi
Lineage: Eukaryota; Metazoa; Arthropoda; Insecta; Diptera; Culicidae
Exons: 8
Coding region: 1287-3764 (825 amino acids)
Source: RefSeq, a predicted model, not a curated record
UAACACAUUUUUUGGGAAUACGUUGGGGUUCCUUUAGGGUGCAUCGUACAAAAUAAACUACAUCGAUGAGGUAAUACCCAAUUUUUGUGAAACUGACAUAAAAUCUCAGUUUUCAAUGAGACCAUCCCCACGCUAUUGCCCCACGAAAAUUAAUGAUAACCUAAAUGAAAACUAAAACUCCAAUUCACCAACCUAACCGUCUGUAACUAGCAAGUUACUAGGAAGUUCAGAUUGUAUAAAUCACUAGCUACUUGCAGGAGCAUCUUAUGAAAAAUACCUGGGAAACUUGGAUAGAUGGACUUAUGCCUUAGUUAAACUUAGUUAAGUUAAUUCGAAAAUCGACUAAACUAACAGCGAAAACUAAACGCUUAAAAUGUCUACUUUGAACAGCAAAGAAGAGAAUUAUUCGAGUACUAAAGCCCUUCUCACAGCCAACUCUCGCUCUGGAAUAUUGUUACUCUCAUUCUUCCAACGAUUCUCCCGCUCUUAUUUUUAGUAAAAUCCUAGUCGGGGAUUUUCUCUUCAGGCACCUCUUUCAAAAAAGCCAAAACUUCAUGAAAACCUCCAGCUGACUCUUCACUCGAGGAGUUGGAUCGAGGAGUUGGAGCAAAUUCUUGCCAAUCGCCAAAAGGUUCCUUAGACUGUGUGUUCUGUGCCUGUCCAGUGGAGUGUUCAGUGGAAUCGUGGAAAAUUGCGAUCACGCGUACUUACCGGCAGUAUAGUGUACGGUUUUGCUGAAUUGAUUUAGACCAAACUAUUUGGAAUGGCAAUUAGAGUGAAAGUAAUUUAAUAAUAAACAUUGCAAAUGCGAAACAUAUGCACUGUUGACAUUCGUGAAUCUGCGUUGAAGAGAAAUGAUUUAAUCCACAAGCAUAACUCGUAAAGUGUAUAACAAGUGUAUAAGCUGCUAACAUACUAAGUAUGUGCUAGUAUGAAAUAUGUACGAAAAAAAUUUUCAACAAGAUGAUACACUGAAUAUGUAGCGAUGAUAUUGGUCAGCUGGCAUAGGAAAACAAGCCAAUUGUCACUCAUAUCAGGUUUCACAAGUAAUCAUACUUAAUAAUUUCAAAAAGAGGAAAUAAAAUUAUCUACACAUAGGCCAACAAAACAAUGUACCAGAACUACGUAUUAAACUCGACAAGUAGAUGAUACCAGCAUAAGUUUCGCUUCUAUAGUGUAUUAUCAAUCUGGUUUUGGUUUUUUGUUGAAGUAAGACGCAGAAAUACGGUCCCUCAGAACUACAGCUUCAUCACACGGAGGUCUUCAGACCUAAAACUAAUAAAGGGAUGAAGGUUGACAAAGCUGUGUCCACUGGUACCCUGGAGGAUCUGAGCAGCGCAAUUCAAUUUGAAGCAGUAUUUUCAACACUAGUUGAAAAUAAAAUUUUGUCAAUAAAACGGGAAUCUGAUCUGAAAAAACGUCAUAAAAAGUCGCGUCUUUUACGAAGAGUUCUGUUGGGAGGCAAAGCUGUUGGACCUGGUUGUUGUCCCCAUGUGGUAGCCUCAAUUACAAGUAACAGCAGUAGCAUUGAUUGUGAACGAAUAGAUAGCAUCGAAAUUGAGAAUGCAGCCAGAUCUGAGCCAGAAAAUCCUACAGGAAUGAUUACAAAUACCAAAACAUUAGAUACAAAUCACACGGUCGCAAGUGCCAUGAGGGAUUUCAUCCCACGAUAUGGUGAUGAAGAGGUGAUGAUCGAAGUCGGUGACCUUUCAUCGUUAUCUGAUGAUGACGGCAAAGAGGUUGUGACAUCAAAUAUAGAAUCAUCUCAUGAACGCAACGAUGUUGUUCCUAAAUGCGACUAUUUUUCAUCUCCAAACAAUUGUCAUAAUCGAACAAAGUAUGUGAAUAGCCCCAAGACAAACCAGACCUAUUCAUUGGAACUGCAAGAUAGAUCAAAUCAAACGGAUUGUUUGCAAAGUAAAAAGAACCCAUCUGCAUUAUCACGAAAAUCAUCAGUAUUUGAUCCCAUAUCGAUCGAAGUAGAAUCUGAACACUUCGUUCUCGAUGAUAGCGUGUCGAAUGCUUCAAUAGAAAUGGAUGGGGUAAGCGAAGUAUCAGAUAUGCGACGAAGUAUCGUAUCCGAGCCGAUAUCGAUUAUUAAGAAUUCCGUUCACGCACGUGGUGCUGCGCGACUGUUUGGAAGGAGUUCGUUGCUUUCAGCAGGAAAUGCGGCCAAUCGAAUACGAAUCCUCGAAGCAAAAUCAAUCAGCGCUCAAAACAGUCCGGUACUGCCACGUCAAAAAUCAAAAAUCAAUGAAGGUAGGCAUCUAACAUUUAGUACUGCCACCUAUCAAAAACAUUUGACAAAAGCGAGUGCAAGCGAUUGUGAUAAUUCGAUCAUAGUUGAUCUUAGUCUAUACGACAAGGAUCAGCAACAGCAAGAACAUAACUCCACUGUGAUAGUCGUGAACAAGUCAGUGUCGAAGACUGGCGACGGUAGACUUAGUGCCGUAACCAAUAGUAGCAAGAAGUCAUCCCUACUACUAGAAGAAAAUACCAGUAGUAAUAUCACUAGUAAAAAAAUCAGAUUGACUCAAGCCCUUUACAACGACCACGGCAGUACUAACCCAGACAUCGGCAAUAUAACAGCAGAACCAUUAGCAAAGGCUUUGCCUACUUUAGAGCCUAUUAAAAGCUUUAACCAACUGACCGCAGCAAACUUACCUGUGAUAGCAACACGUAUCGAUCUUCAUCAGUCAUCGCCGGUUAGUGAUAUGGUUAAACUACAACAGUUUCGACGCGCCUCGGGUUGUACUAAAUCGAGUAAUUCAGUUGGCGAUUCGAAUCAGUCGGGCUCAGUUGCAAACCUAUGUACUUUAGCCAAUCUUGCAAGUUCUGCCAUACAAGAUGAAGCCAAUAAUGAGUUAGGAUGCAGACAAAUGACUGCUGCAUGUAACAAUUGUCGACUUGAAGAUCAACAUCAUCAUGUUUACCAUCUCAAACACCACAGUUUAUCAAAACGUUCAAGCUGCGAUGUCGAGCAGCAUCAUAAAUCUCCAGGAAUCAUGCCCUCAGCAGCUCCCAUCGGGUUUACCAACAAUGUACAAUGCAGUUAUCAAUCCAGUACAAAUAAAUUUCAUCACCGCAAAGGGAGCGGCACGAUCGCAACAAACAGUUAUGGCUACAACGAUGACUGUUCUUCCUAUAUUAUGGGCUACGACAUUAACGAGAGUGAUGAGGAAAAAUUAAAUAAAAGAAAGUAUAAAUACUUAAAACGUUGUUCAGAUCCGGUCAUUGCCUUCCCAACUACCAGCAGCGGUACGGGGCUCACUAACAGUGGCUUGCAUCGUUGCAUACUUAGUCGGCCGCCAAAUCAGCCACCGCAGAUCCCAUAUGAUGAUGAUUUCAUUUACGAUGUUUCUCUGCAAGUUGAUUCCGAUUACCAUGCAGAGGAGCUAGAUUCCGUUGAGCAUGAGCACAAGAAAAAAUAUAAACGACACCAUCGUCAUCAUCAUCGACACUGUAAAAAGAAAAAAUACAAAAGACGUAAAAUCCUUGUGCACGACUUGGAUGACCAAAGCGUUAAGGUAAUUGAUCCAGAUGAUCUACCACAGCGUGCUCGUUGGACGAUCAUAGCGACUGCGUGCUUACUACUGAUAAUGUGCCUAUUGUUAGUUGGUAUAACCCUGCGAAUGGCUCCUAUUAUUGAUGAUAUGGUAAGACAAGAAAAUGAGCGACUAAUGCGGGAAUCCCUCGAUAGAGCAAAGAUGAUCAAAAACUACACCGAGUACAAUCGUAUCAUUGGUGGUGAUGACAUUCCUUAACGAUUUAUGCCAUUCAAAGCCUAUCGUUCAUACGUAUUGCGACAUGCGACUAUUGGUUUUGUUUUUCUUACUGGAUGCGUCGUUUUUCGAAGCUUGGACUUUCAUCGAUAGCGAUUGACAUAUUUGGAGAUCAAAGACAACAAACAAACAAAGUAAACAAGUUUGAACUAUUGCAGUUUUCCCGUUGCUGAAAUAAAGCAAAUGAUAAAAAAAUCCAUUACCAACCUUAAGCAGUGAUUUAAUUUUUUAUAACUAUUAUCUAAAAACCAAUAUAAUACCAAUUGCUACGUUAAAGAACUAUUAUUUUUAAAGCUCUUUCUUACACAUUGUUAUUUAAAUAUAUAGUAUUAUUUAAAUGUCUUGUUCAUUAUUUAUAUGUAUCCUUAUCAUUAUUCAGUUAUAGUACUAUGGUGGAGAAAAUAUUAAUUUUAUUAUUUAAAUAUUACCGUUUUACCUUUAUUUGAUUUAUAUUUAUGUACAGUUUGAGGAUCAAGACAAAUGUAUGUAAUUUUUUUGCAAAAACUAUAUUAUAUGUGAAAAUGAUAAUGUUCAAUCAAAACGAGGUUGGGGUUUUUAAAUAUGUCGAAAAUCGCCGACGACACUGAUAAAAUAUGUUCAAACAAAUUGUUUUCGAUCACAGCACAGCUCAAGUGCUGAUACACAUAUAACACAUCAGAGACGAAUCAAACACUUUUGUUGAAUACAUAAUUGUUGAUAGGAUAUUAGAGAUCUUAGGUAAGUUGCAUGAUAAUUAACGAAUUAGGUACAUUGCGUCUUAAAGGCGCUGUAAAACAGUCGUGUUAUUAGCUAUCUCGUCAAAAAUGUAUCAAUAAGUUUAUCGGAAACAGUGUAUAACCGGUUAUGAACAUUAUUACCAAAAUUAUAGUUGAUGAGGCAUAUUACUUUAUGAUGAAGAAGGGUUUGAAUGAUUGGUGUUUUCUAUUCUAUUACUCUUCUAUUACUCUCAUGAUGUUGAUAAUUAAUGUGUUAGAACAUCUCAAACAACAUUUCCGAUUCAUUUUAAGCAUGUAAUAAUUAUUUAGGAAAAAACCAAAGAGAAAAUAGUUUAAGAUUGAAAAACAUAAUUAAAUAGGGUCUCGAAGUCUUUCACUAAAUCCUUUAUAAGAAACUAUAUGACCAGCCAAUUAUAAAUUAUAUUUAUUUUACAUAGUAUUCAAUGCUACCGAACAGAUCUGAAACUUUCGCUAUCGUGGAAUUAUAUGAUUAACAAACGAUCACAUCGUAUUCAUACAAAUAUAUAAAUGAAAGUAGCGUACGUCUUAUAACGGAGUUUUGUCAAGUGGUUUAAGUUUGUCGAUUAUUGUGGUUAGAACAAAAACUAAGUACUAAACAUAAAGAACUAUUUGUGAUCAAAUUUAAAUUAUUUGAUUUUGAUUUACUCAUUUCAUAGUCAGAAAAAAUGACUUAAAUCAGAAGAUCAAGUAUAGGAUUAGGCAGUCGAAAUUCAAGGAGGCUACAAUAGUCGAGUGGCAGAACGAAGUUGGCAGGGUCAACUAGUUUAAUAUAAACGGUUAAAAAUAAAUGGUGCUAAGUAAGCAAAUUUAUUCUUUAUAUUACUGUUGUGUAUCUUGUGGAAUUAUACAUCGCAAUCUAUUUUAACAAUAAUAGUUAAUAUUGUAUGUUUUUAAACACAUAUAAAAAUGGAUGAGACCUAUGAUCACAUUAUCAUUAUGUUGGCUAAACUUAUAUUCUCAUUUAUUAUUAAAACAAAUUAUUUUCCAAUGACUACUCAAUUAUCAAUAAAACCAAAGACGUUGGUCCUUUAUUAACCUCUUAGUUUAGUGAUUUCUAUCAAAUCUAAAAUGUUCUUGUUUUUUCUAGCCUUUUUUCUUAUUUUCCGUGCUGGCUACAUACUCCAAUUAUAAAAAUUAUUGUUCAUAUAAGUUAAAAUGCUUAUCAUUAAAUAUUUUCUUCAUAGCAUUCUACUUGCGAGCUUAAGCCAAAUUUGGUUUAAACUAAAGCAAGUUAACUUAAAUAUGAUAUACAUUUUAGGGAGAGCAUUAAAUGUAAAAAUCAGUGCGAUUAGUGUGCUUCCCAUUGCUUAGCAUUACCAUAAAAACAAUAAAGUCCGACUGAAAUGGGUUUGAGCUGUAGCUGUAACCAUUCAAAAUUAAACAAUAAAUUCAAAUAAACAGGGACAUAGACCGUAUAUGUUGUAGCUGCAGAUUAUAACUGAUCUUAAGAUAAGUUUUUGAACACUAUAGAUUGUGUUUAUUAAUCAAUGCCUCGAUGCUAAAAGUUAUUAUAAUAGUAUAAACAAAUGACAAACUACUUAGUUUUGCACAAAGAGCCAGCCAAGAGUUUUAAAUACAUUAAUUUCACUCAUCUUUCAAAAUGUAACUUGAACUAUUGAUAACAAUCUUAUUAUUGAUGGUUUUAUUGACUGCGAUCACUAAAAAACCCAUUCCCCAGUCAUUGAAAAACUACAGAAUACGCAAUGACGCGAAAGUUCAUUAUGGUGCGCCCGUAGACGGUUUAAAUUUGCAUGAUGUUUCAUAAUGCAACUUUAAGAAGUGUUUAUGUUUUGACAUAAAUAAGACUUAAACACAAGAUACGACUCGAAAAAAAAAUUAAACAACAUAAACCCUUGAAAACUAUAUUACAUUCUACCAUAAGUUAUUGUUGUAUCUCAAACAUAGGAGACGAAAUCUGUAAGCAAUUAUGCAGAAUACAGAACUAAAAUGUUAUAAAAUGCAUAAUUUUUAUUUUUCAUAAGUAAUUUUUCAUAUUUUGAAACCCCAUGAAAUCCCAAUUAUGAUAUAGUUUAUUUUUAAUAAAUUUUAAACUAACAUUCUCAUUAAAAUAAUUCUAUGCUGGUAUAGUAAACACUCUAAUGACAUAGGAAAAAAGGCAGAAACAAUCAUGCAGGCGGGCGUGAGUUUAACGAAAACAGGUUUAAUGAUUAGAUCAAUGUCUAGUAGAAAAACGUCUAUACGUUGUGAUAUGUUAUAAGCAUCAAAAUGAAUGAAAAUAAGUCACCCUAUUAGAAUUGAAAUAGAAUAAUACCCAUGAUAAGAUAGCCUGUCUCCAAUUAUUCUACGCGACCCAUUUUUCUAAAACAAACUCUAUGCUUUUAACUUAUAAAUGUAGUUGACAUUUCAGCUAAUUUAUUAUCAUUAAAUCAUGUCAUUAAAUAUUUUCUAGAAGUGUAUCACUACAAACUAUUAUUUGUGUAGAAGUUUUUUUUUAUUUCUUGUUAUUGGGAUUUGUAUUAGAGUAUAUUCAUUCAGCAAAUAUUCAUUAAUUUUAAUAAUUGCAUUUUUGGCAUUUGGAAAUAAUUUUUUUUAUAUUUGCUGUAGCGUUUAACAAUUAAAUCAAAAUCGCCUAAACAGCACGAUUAAAACAGUAUCUUGUUUGCUGAUUGUGUUCCUUCCGUACAGCAUAGUUAGUAAAGAUUGAAUUUUCAAUUAUUAACUCUACGUCACAGUAAAAACAAUGGUGUAAUCAAAUCAAAUCUGAGAAAUCAUACCUUGUUUAGACUGGGAUAUCAAAUCAAAUUGAAGGCGCGAAUCAGCUUAAUUGGUGAAAAAAUAAUCUGAAUUGAGGAUACAACAGUGAAACAAUACUAUCUCUAAACAAUAUAGUAGCAAUAUUAACAGAUUCAUCUUCAUAUAUGAAAUCAAAAAGAUCCCUAGCGCAACAACUUAAAGAGUAGCAAGGAAAAUCAUGUUGAUAUCCAAAUUAUCUUAAAGAAUAGAAAGCCCAAUCACUGGUAUGGAACAGAAAAACGGUUAAACAAUUCAAAAUACUGAAUAUUUUGAGAACUGUCGUGAUUCAUUGAUUAAGACGCUCGCAUCAAAAUUAUAAAAACAACAUUACAUCCUGAAGAAGAUUGAAUCCAGGAAUCAAACAUUUAUGAUCCAACAAUAAGUAUUGUAAAGCUGGGAUGGGAAAUGCUAAGCAACUAAAUGCUCAAAAUAAAAAAAAACAUAGAAUGAUUGUGACGAGUCUGGUUAAGAAAUAUGAAAAACAUAUAAAGCCA